Molecule: messenger RNA, 4326 nt
Organism: Anguilla anguilla (European eel)
Lineage: Eukaryota; Metazoa; Chordata; Actinopteri; Anguilliformes; Anguillidae
Product: ras-GEF domain-containing family member 1C-like
Exons: 14
Coding region: 729-2177 (482 amino acids)
Biological process (GO): positive regulation of GTPase activity; Ras protein signal transduction
Cellular component (GO): plasma membrane
Molecular function (GO): guanyl-nucleotide exchange factor activity
Source: RefSeq, a predicted model, not a curated record
CACCUGUCUGUAGAUGCGAAGCGCGCUGGAAGAGGAAAGGGGCGGAGAGAGAGCUCUGCCGUCGUCCACGAGGGCGGGCGUUCGUUCUCACAGCGCCUAGACACCCAAGUAAUGCGAGUUUUGUUUUCAUCAGAGUGUAUCAUCGCGCCUGGAGCACCUGUGAUGCUGUUGGAUCUGCUGACCCUCUCGUAUUCGCGAACACGAUCCUUCCCAGGGCUCUCGGUUUUACGGUGGCGCGACUGCGCGUAAAGACCUCGGGAUCGGCCACCGCCGGGUGACGGGUUAUUUCCCCGUACCUGAGAACUGCUUUGGUAUUCCACGUAUAUUCGAACUGACAGGGACUGCCGUUGGCGAACCGCGGGGAAUCGUGCUGGAUGGUCUCUUUCGGGAUAAAGACAGCCGAUGCCCACUCUGACACGAGAACUUCAGCAUACGGAUCCGGAAUUUGCUCCGUGAGGACGUUUUCAUAGCCUGAGACGUUCCAUUGGAUAUUCCGUGUUGCAGGCAGGAGCUCCGGUGAGGCAUUUACUGCUUGGACGCUUGUGCCUGAAUACAGUGCCGGUCCGUGAAACCUCUUGGAUAUAUAUAUAUAUAUAUAUAUUUUUUUUGCUUUUGGUCUGGUUUGGCCCCCGUUUUUUUGGAUUACUGACGCCCAUUCUCUUUAAAGAAUUGACGGACAAAUCAUCAGAGGGUACGGCGAGAACUAUGUGCGCGUAGAACUGGGAGGAAUGCCCCAGACUCUGUGCUCCAGCACUAUGUUCACUCCCAGUGGCUUUAGCCCCCACCUGGUCCCGAGCGAGGACCCCCAGGGGGAAGGUCCCGGCCCCGGUCCGGGCCCCGAACUUGCCGAGGGGCCCCUGCUGACCUCCGCCUCUCUGGACACCCUCAUCCAGCACCUGGUCCCCACCGCUGAUUACUACCCCGAGAAAGCCUACGUCUUCACCUUCCUGCUCAGCUCCCGGCUCUUCAUAGCUCCACCUGAGCUCCUGUCUCGGGUCUGCCAGCUGUGCAUCAAACAGCAGCAACUGGACCAGAUACCCCUGGACAUGGCCAAGGUGCGGAAGUUCGGGCCGAAGAUCCUCCAGCUGCUGACGGAGUGGACGGAGACGUUCCCCUCCGACUUCCGGGAGGAACAGAUGGUGGGACACCUGAAGGACAUCAUACACAGGAUAGCGCCGUGUGACGAGGCGUACUGGAAGACCAUGAACCAGAUCCUGCAGAACCUCAGCCAGAAGCUGGCCGCCAUGAGCCAGAGCGAGGAGGGCCUGGUGAAGUUCAACGUCUCCUCCUCCGCCUCGGACAAGAUGGUGGCCUACAAGACCAAGCCCUCGCCCAUCCAGAAGGACGUCCUCAGCAUCUGCAGCGACCCCUACACCCUCGCCCAGCAGCUCACUCACGUGGAACUGGAGCGUUUGAGUCACAUUGGCCCAGAGGAGUUCGUCCAGGCCUUCGCCCAGAAAGAUCCACUGGACAGCUCACAGCCCUGCUUCAGUGACCAGAAGAAGAAAACUAGCAAUCUCGAGGCCUACGUCAAGUGGUUUAACAGGCUGUGUUACCUGGUUGCCACGGAGAUCUGCAUGCCGGCGAAGAAGAAACAGCGCGCCCUGGUGAUCGAGUUCUUCAUCGACGUGGCGCGAGAGUGCUUCAACAUCGGCAACUUCAACUCCCUCAUGGCCAUCAUCUCUGGAAUGAACAUGAGUCCAGUUUCCCGUCUGAAGAAGACUUGGGGCAAAGUGAAGACGGCCAAGUUCUUCAUCCUGGAGCAUCAGAUGGACCCGACCGGAAACUUCUACAACUACCGGACCGCGCUGAGGGGCGCCGCCCACCGGUCCCAGACCGCCCAUAGCAACAGGGAGAAGAUCGUCAUUCCGUUCUUCAGCCUGCUGAUCAAGGACAUCUACUUCCUGAACGAGGGCUGCGCCAAUCGGCUGCCCAACGGGCACGUGAACUUCGAGAAAUUUGUGGAGCUGGCUCGGCAGGUGGGGGAGUUCAUGGCCUGGAAGCAGGUGGAGUGUCCGUUUGAGGAAGAGCGGAACAUCCUGCAUUACCUGCACUCCGCCCCCAUCUUCACUGAGGACGGUCUGUACCUGGCUUCGUAUGAAAGCGAGAGCCCAGAGAACCAGGUGGAGAAGGACAGGUGGAAAGCUCUCAGAACCUCCAUCCUGGGGAAGACAUGAGGCCGGAUGUUCACCCGCCAAUCACCUCAGCAGCAGGGCGUGUUCUUUGCACUAAAACAAGACUGUGAAAGAGCCUAGCUGGUACUUAGGUAUUUAUACUGCGAUUUUUAAAUAGGGAAAGGUGAACAGGAUUCAUCUGGUUUCGUGACAGGAGCAUGAAAAACUGUACAGUGAAGACACCGGGGGGAACUCGUCAAAACUGGGAGUGUUACCGUCACUUUGUUCCCUUGGUUUGACACUCAAGACCCGGAGCUGAAGAACCUGUCUUGUUUAUAUGUAGAUAGUGAGAGAGAAAGAGAGAAUAUAAAUAUGUGUACAGUAGUGUGUGGGAGGCAGAGAUGGCCUCUGGUUAUUGUGUAUUUAUUGUUGUUUGUGUUAACCACCCUUACAGAGUGAGGAUUUUAAACUACACGAGAGACAAACUGGUGCUUUUGCUUUUUCAUAAUUUAAGUUGUUUUUUUUUUCCAUUCUGUGCGCUGUGGUCUUGUGUUAGUUUUGAUAUUGUAACAUAAAUGCUGUUGUGACUCUGUUGUGAAGGCUAAUAGUGGGCCCGGUGAGCCCUUGGGGAAAUGUGGGCCCUUCUAUUGGCCCUUGGGCUGAUUUGGUCCCCUUCUAUUGGCCCUGGGGUGGAUUUGGUCCCCUUCUAUUGGCCCUUGGGUGGAUUUGGUCCCCUUCUAUUGGCCCUGGGGUGGAUUUGGUCCCCUUCUAUUGGCCCUUGGGUGGAUUUGGUCCCCUUCUAUUGGCCCUGGGGUGGAUUUGGUCCCCUUCUAUUGGCUCUUGGGCUGGUUUGAUCCCCUUCAAUUGGUCCCUGGGCUGAUUUGGUCUCUUCUAAAAUGCACCUAUUGGAAGUUGCUGUAGUUGCUGAUUACACUGGAGAUCUGGGGAUGAGGUAAGAGAGAGAGAGAGGGAGAGAGAGAGAGAGAGGGGGGGGAAGGAGGGUGGAGGAAGAAGGAAAGAGAAAAAGGUAAAGAGAGAGAGAGAGGGAGAGGGUGGGGGGAGAGAGGGAAAGGGAAAGAGAUAGAAAGGGAAAGAGAGAUGGAGCUGGGUCCUCCAUAAAAGUCUUCCUCUUAUCCCGCCAUGGUCAACUUCCUGUCUGCCCUCACAGCUUCCUCUCUCUCCAGCAGACCCUUUGAGCUUGCUUCUGAGAAGGCUGUCAGUGAUUAGUCUUGAGUGGAGAGAGGGGGUCUUUGUCAGGAAGCUCCUUCUCACAAUAGCUGCCCAGACAACCUUGUCAGCACAAACAGCGGUGUCUCUGAAGAAAUAAAAUCCAGUGUAUCAUAUUUACAACAGAGGAAAAAAAAAUUUUUUUUUACCCACUUACCGUUCCAUCCCUUAGUUCUUGUCUGUGUUUUGACUCAUUCUCUUCUGUGGGCGUGUCAGUAUUUCUUCAUUCUCCUCACUCUUUCUGUACAAAGCAACGAACAAUCAGUUAAUUAAGGGAGCCUGUGCAGAGGAGAGGAGAGGAGGGAGGGAGGGAGGGAGAGAGGGAGAGAGAGAGAGAGAGAGAGAGAGAGAGAGAGAAAAAGAAUGAUCUCUCCCAGGAUUUAUCAGCACUUCCUGUUCCACAGGAAGUUCAUUGUCGACUGAUAUUCAGUUGUCAGAAAUUUCUUUUCGAGAAUUCUGUAAUGACAGAUGUAUCUUUGUUUGUUUUGUUUGAAAGGUUUUAUUCUUCGUAUGGGAUGCUCAGACAGUGUUUUUAAAAAUGGCAUUGUGCUUUCCAUAUCACAACACUCAAGGCUUUAGGGUCUUAGACAUACGAAACUAAAUUGUACCGUGCUAAUGUAUUUCUUCAUAUUUAUAUAAAUAUAUAUAUAGGUAGAUGUGGAUGGCCUACAUGUUAGGCAUUCUCGUCUGAAUUUUGACCAUAUGAAGCUAAGGGGAAAACGUUGCUGUGACCAUCACUGGACCUGAUGAUCAGGUGGUCUUCUUUCCGAAGUCAAACAGAGUUAUUUUUAACACACAUAGUCUGUUCCUUUGUGCUGGGCAUAACCUAAUUUAUGAGUUACUGUUGUCGUUGGAUACGGCCAACGAGCUCCAUCUCACUUGAAAUCUCUUGUUGAUGUUGAUAAUGAUGAUGUUGUUGUGUGGGGUGGCCAGCUGUACUUUGCUGGUUUAAGGUUAUAGUGGGUCGGGUGGGGUGGGGAGGGGG